AUGGCGAGGUGGCGUCGUGGAGGGGCACUAGGCGGACCUAGGUCGCACGUGGGAGGACGAGGCGAGGUGAAAAUUCAAGUUGUUAGCUCCCGCCAACGUUCUUUUGGGCCAAUUCACACUCUACCAGGAAUUUUGUGGAGAAAGGGGAUCUACCGGAGAGUAGAACCAAAUUUCUUACUUAUUUGUUCGUCUGAUCAACUUUUGCAACAUAGGUACAAAACAGAUUUCUUCAUAUUGUACGAGUUUCCAUUGGCAGUGAGACCAUUUUACACAAUGCCGUCCGGGCAAGAGAGUAAUCCUGGUAGUUACAGUAAUUCCUUCGAUGCUUACAUUAGAGGCCAAGAAGUCCUUUCAGGUUCUCAGAGGAUCCACAAUAAGUCGUUGCUGAUUAAAAGGAUAGAUGAGCGGGGAUACAUCAAAGCAAUCUUUCAGCAGUUCACGGAUACUUUCGGGUGCGGACCACCACCGAGAGGAGGUUUCGGAGCUGGACUCGAGCGGCUUGUGAUGCUUUACUUAGGAGUGCCGGAUAUUAGAAUUGCUUCACUUUUUCCGCGCGACCCUGGCCGUCUGGUUCCCUGAUUAAUUGUAUUAUAGUUACCUUGGUCUUUUUCAGUGCCGGAUAUUAUAAUUGAUUCAGCGCCUGGCUCUCUCUG
Messenger RNA from Triticum aestivum (bread wheat), 653 nucleotides. RefSeq names its product aspartate--tRNA ligase, cytoplasmic-like. Gene Ontology annotation, molecular function: ATP binding; RNA binding; aspartate-tRNA ligase activity. The record is from RefSeq and is a predicted model, not a curated record. NCBI's taxonomy places the organism in Eukaryota, Viridiplantae, Streptophyta, Magnoliopsida, Poales, Poaceae. The transcript is spliced from 4 exons. Gene Ontology annotation, biological process: aspartyl-tRNA aminoacylation. The coding region runs from base 1 to 579 and encodes 192 amino acids. Gene Ontology annotation, cellular component: cytoplasm; cytosol; aminoacyl-tRNA synthetase multienzyme complex.